Messenger RNA from Funneliformis caledonium, 243 nucleotides. The record is from the annotation of a GenBank genome assembly. Lineage: Eukaryota; Fungi; Glomeromycota; Glomeromycetes; Glomerales; Glomeraceae.
AUGCAGAAUAUUUCGCUUGAUCCUGACCAAGAAGAGUUUUACCAAGGUUACCCUGUUCUUGCCUCUUACAUAAAGGAGCGUAAAACCUGUUCAUUCUAUGAAUUCUUAAAGCUUCACCGUGAUAAUAUUGUGAAUUCACCACCUCUUUCGGAUGAUUGUGAAGGCCUCGAAACUGCCAAAAAGGGAGCUCUAGUUGGUGGUUGGUCAAUCAAGAGUGUUCGGUUGUCGUGUCGACCCAAGUAA